This is a messenger RNA of Gongylonema pulchrum, 291 nucleotides long. NCBI's taxonomy places the organism in Eukaryota, Metazoa, Nematoda, Chromadorea, Rhabditida, Gongylonematidae. The record is from the annotation of a GenBank genome assembly.
AUGGCGUCGAUCCUGUGUCUCAACCCGAAAGCAGAGCUGGCGCGUCAUGCGGCGGCGUUGGAGCUGAACGUGAGCGGUGCGAAGGGCCUCAUGGAAGUGAUGCGCACCAACCUCGGCCCAAAAGGAACUAUGAAAAUGUACGUUCACGCGCUUCUCGACUUGUCGCAGCCUGCCCAAAUUACGACGGCAGUCUUAUGUACCGCUUCUGCCACCUGUACUUCUGCUGGUGUUGUGUUGUUCGUUCACAAUGUAGGCGACUGCCAGGUGUAUGGUCAGCAUGGAAAUAACUAG